AUGUUUAUAAAGGUCACCAAGAUGUUAUCAAACAUCUUGUUUCAUGGCAAUGCAGAUAUACUCAAACAAUACCUCGAGAUCAACCCGUACCGUCACUUACCAAACAACAAGGUGUCGAAGCUGCCUUAUGCCGUGGACAGUGGCAACGAGCAGUGUUUGCGUCUCUUUCUCCAACACCUCACCAUCGAUGACGAUGCCAAAGAUCGAGUCGAUUACAUAGCCUUCAAGCGACCUGGGGUCAGCGUUGGCAUUCUCAAGAUACUCCACGAGGAGUUCAACUGUCUCUUUGCCUUCAAGGAGCUGUGGAUGCCAGUGCUGAGACACUCCAUCCACCACAACAUGGUCGACAGUGUCAAGUAUAUAUUGGAUAGAGCGCCAGACAACCAAGACCUCAAUGUUCUGAUUUCUAGCCAUCUGAUACAAUUCGCCAAGGACAACAAUGUCGCAAUGUUUGAGAUAUUCAACAAGUCAACAUUUGGUGCCAAGUUCAUCAAGAUGGAUGAUUUUGGAAGGUUGAUCAAAGAGGCCGCGUCCAAAGGUCACGAGUCCUUCAUUCAACACUUGCUCAAACACCAUGUUGGCAAUGGUAACAUCACCAUUUCCUCCGAAGACAUGUUGAGCGAAGUGAUGGACUUGACCCUGGGCAAACUUCGUGUCACAGGAGUUAUUGCCUUGCUCAAUAAUGACGUCAUGAAUGCCGAGUCACUCUUGGACGAGAUCGAACAACUGGACAAGGAGCAUUGUCUUGAAAUGUCCGAGGCGAUGGCCUUGAUGUUAUGCUCGCCGCGUACACCUCCUAAGACCUUCUACGAGAACACUCUGCCCAAUCUGAUCGACGCCAUUGGCAAGCCUGGCAGCAACAUCACCGAGGACAUCGUCUGCCAGUUCAUUGUCAACUGCAAACACUCAAUGCACAACAACUAUCCAACAUAUGCCCAUUCAAAUCCCAUCAACAACGCUAUGAAGUUCGCCGCCUGUUUCUCGGCUCGGGUGAUGCGUCUGCUCCACGAUCAACUCGGUGCAGAAUAUGAGCAUUCUUAUCUGAAGGAGGCUAUUGAUAGUAAUUGCCGUGAUACAUUGGCGUUGCUAUUUGAGCACAUUGACAAGACCGAUCUUGACCUCGGCCCAUUUGACCAGGAGGUGUUCCAGUACAUCACUCAAGCAUCAUUGGACGACGUUAUAUUCAUCCUCACUCACAUGGAUCAGAUACGCAAGAACCCAGUAAUCUGUGAGCAGGCCAUCUACAAUGACGACCCGAGUGUGUUUGAGUACGUGGUUGGUUUGUUCACGAAUGAGCAGCUUGAAGGAAAGGUACUGCAUCGCACGAUCAACCAGUCACUCACAAAGGACAGGCUGGACAUUGUCCUACUGCUGGAGGAUCGUUUCAAACGUCAAUUUCUCAGACCUACUCUUGACACAUUUGAAUCAAUGGCCCUAAGCAAUGCAUAUCGUUCACUCGAGUACCACUUCAACUCAUCGACAUUCACCAACAUGCCAAUCACUCAUCGUCUUCGAACCGUUCACUCAAUCAAGGAUAAAGCUUAUGAUGAAGGUUCGACUCGAGUGGUCAAACUAUGUGAUGAUCAGAUCAAGUCACUCACAAUCCAACAACAACAAUCACAACUUCCCGUUCAGUUAUCAAUUGAAGUACCUUUGGCAUUAUUCUCAAGUCAAUUGGAGACAGCAGUACACGCGGUGUUUGGUGACAGGAAGCUUGGAAUGCACAUCAUGGAACAGGUUGGACUGGUUCACAAGUCACUUGGUGCCAAGAGUGACCAAGUGAUCAAGGGUGCCGGAUUGAUCGGCAGUCAUUCAUUGUCUGAUUACAUCAAGUAUGGUGCGACCGAAUGGUUCCUCAAGGCAUACUCCUCAUCAACAUCCUCAUUAGAUCGUGACACGAUCCAGAACACAGUAUUGCUUGGAAUUGCUUUCAACAAGUGCAACUCACAUGUGAUUGAUGUGCUGCUGGACAAUCCAAUCAUGACUCUACUUGAGGAUGACGACCUAACUCAUUCAUUCUUCUGGAAUGUAUCAUCGUGCACUCAUCCAGAUUGGGAGAGGAUGACUGAACAAUACCUCAUGAUCAAAUUCCAGAGCGCUCCAUUGGAUCUCGACAGUGAGAUUAUAUCAAUGAUCCAACAUCCAUCAUUCCUUCGCAAACUCAUUCAAAGUGGCGCCAAACCAUUGGCACGACCCAGUGAACCAGAGGAGUACAUUGACAACGUGACAAAGGGAUGGCUCACCAAGCCAUGGGCAUUGGAGAUGCUUGAACUGCUCAUUCAACACGAACUCUUGAGCUCCGACAUGAUGGAGCAGUUGAGUCUCAAAGCAAUCGAACUCAACAUAAUGUCAGUCGUCACAUACUUGAUCGACUUGUAUCAAGCACCACAGAUGGAGGAGUCAAGGACAAGAUUCAUUACAAAUGUUAUUGUAGGCUGCUGCAGGCAUGGUCGAGUCGAGCAAUUAGACCUUAUGCUUCCAUUCAUCGAAGCAAACAUUGACCAACAUUACCAAGAUUGGAUCACAGUAUCAUUCCAGAGUGGACAUGUCUCGGUAGUCCAAAGAAUACAUGCAGUCAUCAUGUCCAAUGUACAAAAUGACUCAUUCAAUAUUCUGGAUUACUUGGACGUACCCUUGGCCAAUGGUCACAUUGACUUGGUCAACUUCAUCCUCGAUCAAACAACUCCCACAGGAAUUUCAGGCUUUAUUGCAACUCCUUGGCACGAAAGGUCCAACGUCAAGGAGGUCCACCAUAGUAUCUUGUCAACCGAGUUGGUUGGGCGAUUGCUGUUAUAUCGACUCCCACUCCUAGGCAGUCUACUGGGCUGCGCAAUCAAAGCUGGCAACAGAAACGUGAUCAAUAUGUUGAAGCAUGACGUGAAGUGUGCGAGAAUCAACUUCAACUAUAGAUAUGCACUUGGACAGGCAUUGCAUGCUGGAGAUGUUGACUCGAUACAGUGGAUCAUCCAACAGCAGUCAGGUAUCAUACUAUAUGAGUACGAUCCUCUAGAGUUUGACAAACUAUUUGGCUCACUUAUAGAACUGAUUGUUGAGCCCACCAACAUCAAUGUCACAGAGGAGGUGAUUGUCAUGCUGAUCAAAACACUAGACAGAGAUAUGAUAUCACGCAACAUGUCCAAGAUACUCAAGAUUGCGGCUUCUAAGUCAGUCGCGGCCAUCAAGAUGGUAAUCAAACGCUUCACAACCUUUGACAAAGGUGAUCGAAUCAGUGCCGUACACCAGUUGUUGACAUCAGAGAUCAGGGAAGUGAUCAAUGUCAGCAUGAAACGAGGCGACUUUGAUUCGAUUGAGUAUCUACUCCAUCUAGCGCUCACUGUCGCAUCAGUCGCCAUCUAUAGGGAGAACAGACAUCAGCUCCAGGAUCUCAUCAACUUGGAGCACCUCAACGGACCAAUUCUUGCACAACUCCUAGACAAAGGAUUGGUUGGAGUCGAUGGCAAGUCUGAUUUACUGGCAAGAAUGGUCGAUUGGGCUUUCAGUGAGGGCAAGUUGGACAUCAUCCAACUCGUCCACCAACGUUGCAACACUCCAGAGCAGCUCAAACGACAUCUCCCAUCAAUAUUCAACAUCCUUGACACAGCACUUAAGAAUCAUCACAAUGUUCUUAGUUAUAUGUUUGAAGGCCAUGCGUCUGGAAGUGGUAAUCAAUCAACAAUAAUCACUCCAUUCAAACGAGCUAUGGUCGAGACGGAUAUCGUAUCAUUGCUCAAGGUAGUCCGAUUAUGUAAUUGCUCCAAGGAUGUCAAUUUGAAUACAGUGGCAAUGUGCGAUCGGCUCAUAAAGGACCAUGAUGGUACUACAUUCAAAUAA
Acytostelium subglobosum LB1 is the source of this 3831-nucleotide messenger RNA. RefSeq lists its product as hypothetical. The coding region runs from base 1 to 3831 and encodes 1276 amino acids. NCBI's taxonomy places the organism in Eukaryota, Evosea, Eumycetozoa, Acytosteliales, Acytosteliaceae. The record is from RefSeq and is a predicted model, not a curated record. The transcript has 2 exons.